Messenger RNA from Eutrema salsugineum, 861 nucleotides. Its product is annotated as glutathione S-transferase T3-like. Bases 1 to 861 code for a protein of 286 amino acids. The transcript has a single exon. The record is from RefSeq and is a predicted model, not a curated record. Lineage: Eukaryota; Viridiplantae; Streptophyta; Magnoliopsida; Brassicales; Brassicaceae.
AUGGAUUCACCGAACCCAUAUGGUAACUCCCAGAGUUUUUUAAACCUCCUAAACAGCCAAGAGGAAAUAUCUUUGUCAUUCGCACCGACUGUAGAUCUUGCAUCCUCACAAGUUCCAACGUUUAGCACACAGCAGAGUGAGGAUCGGACAUCAAGGAGGAAGUGGCAUCCAACUGAAGACGUUUUUCUGAUCUCUUCUUGGUUAAACACCAGCAAAGAUCCUGUCGUUGGUAAUGACCAAAGAGCAGGAGCCUUUUGGAGCCGCAUAGCAAACUUAUUCAACUCGAGUCCACUCUUAGCUAACUAUCAAAACAGAACUCAAAGUCACUUUAAGAAGUGUUGGGGCCGAAUCAAUGAUCAAACAUGUAAGUUUGUAGGGAGCUAUGAAGCAGCAUUGAAAGAGCAAAGCAGUGGCCAAAACAAAAACGACGUGAUGAAGAAUGCUCAUCAAAUCUUCCUCAAUGAUCACGGGUUUAAGUAUGGCCUUGAGCAUGCCUGGAGGGAACUGAGGCAUGACCAAAAGUGGAGCUCAUCCUCGGCUGUAAAAGAUGCUGAUCACAAAAAACGGAAAAAAGGAGAUGUUGACUCAUCUAAGCCAGAUUCCGAUCAACCUGGUUGUCAAGGAGAGGAGACAGCAGAGGUACGGCCCCCUGGUGUGAAGUCUGCCAAGAAAGCCAAAGGUAAAAAGGCUGUUCGGGGAGUUGAAGAGGAAAUGAUAGACUUCACCAACAUGUGGGAAAUAAAACAACAGGACAUAGCACACAAAAAGAUGCUCUCCAGGCAGAGAAUGCUUGAGCACUUACUCGCAAGGGGAGAUAGACUAUCAGAGGGUGAAAAAACUCUUAAGGGAAUCACUCAUUAA